AUGACGGUACUGACCGUGCAGAUCGGCCAAUGCGGCAACCAGCUGGGUCACGCGUUCCUGGACACGAUCUACAAGCAUGUGAGCUCUGCAAAGAACGAAGGCUUCAGGGCGAAGCUGGCGGACAUGUACUUCGAAGAGGAGUGCGAUUAUGGAAACAACCUCCUACCAGUGAUCCAGUAUACAGACAACAACAAAGGUAGGAAGUCGCUCGUAAGCGAAAGCAACGAGGUCAUGUGUUUGAAUAAUUACAUAGCAAGGUCCAUCCUCAUUGACAUGGAGCCGAAGGUUAUUGAAAAAUGCCUGUACCAGACUGCCGCCGACGAGAGGAGAGCCCCCCUGCACAGUACGAAUGUGAAUAGGACGAACAAUAAGAAGAAGCAGCCUCAUGCUAUUGCUGGGGAUUCAGAAGGACAGCAUAAGUAUGUGUGCGGAAUGGAGGAAUACUACGAGCCCUCAAACAACUUGAUGAAGGUGUUCUCCAGGGGGGAAGACAGUCAAGAGGAGGUAGAAGAGGAGGAAGAAGAGGAAGACGGCGAUGAAGCCUUCUCACGAGAGAAGCCUCAAACGAAAGGGAACAGCAAAAAGGAGUACCCAAUAAACACGUGGAAGUACAAUAAAAGAAACUUCAUUUACGGCCUGAACGGGUCAGGCAAUAAUUGGUCUUACGGAUUUAAUGUGCAUGCAAAAAACAUAUGCGAAGAUUUUCUCAAUUUAAUACAAAAGGCAAUGGAAAGUAAUGACAGCAAAGAAGGAGUGGACAACAUCAUCCUAUUUCAUAGUCUCGCAGGAGGAAGUGGAAGUGGAAUCAGUUCCUAUCUUUCAUAUUUGCUGAAGGAUGAAUAUGCCUCAGUCAAUCUGAUCAAUGUUUGUGUAUUACCAUACAUGUUUGGGGAAAUCAGUGUGCAAAGCUUAAAUUCAGUGCUUUGCUUAUCAUCUUUGUAUGACUCGUCUGAUGGCAUUGUACUUUUGGAAAAUGACAAAUUUGAGUUAAUGUGUAAAAGGAUGAGUAAUGAAAAUAUUAACACGGAGGAAAUAAAUCGACACAUAAGUCUUUUCCUGACUUACACCCUUGGUUUGCCUCUGGACUUUGCCAAUGUUAGCCGUUCUGGUGGGUCCAAGUAUACAAAUGCUAUGAACUCCAUCUUGACUGACCUUUGCAGCCACCCCAGUUAUAAAUUCCUCACCACUCGAUAUCUCCCACAAGUGUUUGAGGAGAACAGGAAGUUUGAACAGAACACUUUCAGUAUGCUUCUUAAGCGCAUGCACAAGAUGGUUAUAAAUGGACGCAUCCUCGACUACGACGGGAUGAGCGGUGCGAUCAGCGGGGGGGUCAGCGGCGGGAUUAGCGGCGGAGGCGGACUCUACCUCCCCGCGGAGAACUCUAACGUAGAUCCAUACUUCGUCCGACUCUCCUCCAGGGACCUGCACAAGAGCUGCGCCUUUUUGAAGCGCGUGCACAUCCCCCUGCACCUCCGGGAGUCUCUCAGCAAGUCCUACGUCAGCGUCCAGAAGAAUUGCGUGCUUCUGCGUCGUGGCCCGAAGAGUUACUCAGCGCGUACUCAGGGAGCUCGCCUUCCCCAUGAAUCCACACGUGGGAUCCCCCCUGGUCGUAUGCACCAAGGGAGCGGGCCCGCAGAAGGACCAUUAGGUAGCACCCACUUCCGACACAACAAUAUAGUGUUUGGCUCCAAAAUGAUUCUGCGUGGAGAGCUCCAAGAAAAUAUCAACUUUGAUUUGUUUAAGAAUCACGUGUUGUACAACCACAAGUCUCUCAGCCCCAUGGAGGUCUACAUUGACGAGAGCAAGGACUUCACAUAUAACAGCUUGGCGAUGGUAUCGAAUUGCUUAACUCCGGUUCCUACGCUCAAGAAAAUUCUGCACAGUGCGAAGAUGCUAUACGCCACGAAUGCGUACAUGUACCAAUACAACAGCUACGGCGUGUCGCAUGACCACGUGCACAGCUCGCUCAUAACGAUGGAUCAGAUCAUCAGCGCGUACGAGGGGCUGUCCUGCGAGGUGUAG
Plasmodium fragile is the source of this 2022-nucleotide messenger RNA. RefSeq lists its product as uncharacterized. Gene Ontology annotation, cellular component: microtubule; cytoplasm. The record is from RefSeq and is a predicted model, not a curated record. The transcript has a single exon. Lineage: Eukaryota; Apicomplexa; Aconoidasida; Haemosporida; Plasmodiidae. Gene Ontology annotation, molecular function: structural constituent of cytoskeleton; GTP binding. Gene Ontology annotation, biological process: microtubule cytoskeleton organization; mitotic cell cycle. Bases 1 to 2022 code for a protein of 673 amino acids.